Molecule: messenger RNA, 1042 nt
Organism: Paramuricea clavata
Lineage: Eukaryota; Metazoa; Cnidaria; Anthozoa; Malacalcyonacea; Plexauridae
Source: the annotation of a GenBank genome assembly
AUGUUCCAUAAUUGGUUACAAGCUGCUGACGGCACUGCAUCCAUGUAAGAACCAUACUUUUAGAUUUCCGCAAAGCUUUUGACCUCGUGGACCACAAUAUUUUAGUCGCCAAACUGUUUAGUGUAGGCGUAAAACCCACGGCCGUCAAUUGGAUAAUUGAUUUCCUAAGACAUAGAAAGCAGAGGGUUAAACUAAACAACAUCGUUCCCGAUUGGCUUGACGUUCCAGCAGGAGUGCCUCAAGGAACUCGUCUUGGUCCCUGGUUGUUUUUAGUACUAAUCAAUGAUCUUAAGCUACCUCAGCAAUCCUUACCUAUGUGGAAAUUCGUCGAUGAUUGCACAUUCUCUGAAGCGAUAUCACCCUCCAAGCAAAGCUCUCUUCAGCAAGCUGUUGACUAUAUCGAUGCAUGUUCUCAAGAAAAUCGAUUACAAUUGAUACCAACUAAGUGUAAAGAAGUACGAUCAUGUUUCAAGAGAAACCCUCCAUCAUUCCCUUUGGUCGAACUGAAUGAUUUCCAGUUAGAAAGAGUUAGCGUGGCCAAAAUUCUUGGCGUAACAAUCCGGGCCGAUUUUAAGGCCAUAUCGGUAUUGUCACCGUAAAAGCCGCAAAACGACUGUAUCUUUUGAGAAAAUUAAAAAGAGCCGGGAUCUGUCCAAAAGAUCUUAUCACUUUUUACUGUAGUGCCAUCAGAUCACUUCUGGAAUAUUCGUGCCAGUUGUUUCAUCGGAGUCUCCCUAACUAUCUGUCAAAUGAACUUGAGAGUAUCCAAAGGCGCGCUGUGCGUAUCAUCCUCCCGGACUUGAAAUAUGCUAACGCGCUAAAAGACGCCGGCAUUUCCACUCUCUUCGACAGACGAGCACAACUAUCAAGUCAUCUAUUUGAAGAUAUUGUUAAUAAACCGAAUCAUAAGCUCAGUGGCCUACUUCCACCGCAAGCACAUCAUCAUAACGAUUUAAGGAGUGAACGAAGGUUUAAUGUACCUGUUAGUAAGACAGAUUGUUUUAAAAAAGCUUUUAUUAUUGGUCAUAGCUCAAAUAUAUAA